This is a messenger RNA of Adelges cooleyi (spruce gall adelgid), 1440 nucleotides long. Its product is annotated as BTB/POZ domain-containing protein 9-like. The transcript has 11 exons. The record is from RefSeq and is a predicted model, not a curated record. NCBI's taxonomy places the organism in Eukaryota, Metazoa, Arthropoda, Insecta, Hemiptera, Adelgidae. Gene Ontology annotation, molecular function: protein binding. Bases 1 to 1440 code for a protein of 479 amino acids. Gene Ontology annotation, biological process: modulation of chemical synaptic transmission; adult locomotory behavior; circadian behavior.
AUGACCACGUGUUAUGAGCCUGUGGAGUGUACACCAUCUCCUUCUACAGCCAAACAGCACAGCAAAGAACCAAUCGAUCACAGUCAGUUAUUGGUCAAAGACAUUAGCGCUUUAUAUCUAGAUAAAAGAUUUUCUGAUGUUGUUUUAAUUGUCGAUGGGGUACACUUGCCAGUCCACCGUGCUGUUUUAGCUUCGCGCAGUGAAUAUUUUAGAUGCUUAUUGUUCGGAGGUCUUCAAGAAUCCGAAGGGCCAGAAGUGAACAUUAGUGAUGCACCAUUGGCCACGUUUAAAAUAAUUCUUUAUUAUAUUUAUACUGGUCGGAUGAAUUUAAGUGAUCUAAAGGAUAAAGUUAUUGUGGAAUUAUUUAGUCUCUCGAAUUUAUAUGAACUCUCAGACUUACAAUACACACUGUCCCAGUAUUUAAGCAAUAACAUAAAUGAACAUAAUGUAUGUUCUUUGUUUGUUAUGUCACGACUUUGUCAGCCCAAAACCUCCGUGGUAAAAUCACCCGAAUAUCUGCUCAAUUUUAUCGAAACUCACGCUUUGGAUGUAUUGCAAUCAGAAGAUUUUCUAAAUUUGUCAGCCGAAGCACUUCAAGAAAUUCUCACUCGUGACUCGUUUUUUGCCAACGAAUUGGAUAUAUUUCGUGCGGUUUAUCGCUGGAUCCUUGAAAACCAACUCUACAUCGAUUCUGAUGUCAUCAACAAUGUUUUAUCUGCUGUUAGAUUCCCAUUGAUGAAUGAUGAAGAACUGAAUGAGGUUAGCGUAUCAAAUCUGGUUAGUUCAGAGAAAAUUUUGUAUGCCAAGUUGUUACGAAACACGGUGUCGCCACAUGACCUGCAGCUUCGAGUACAGCAAAAACUAUCGUACGAUACUGAAAGAUGGGACUCAUUGAAAAUCGAAAAUGGAUUCGUGGUUCCCAAGUAUAAUGUUGCUGUAAAAUCUUUGAAUGCAAAUGUAGAUGUCGGUGAAUCGAAUGAAUCAAGAUUUUUCCUACUUGAACCCUACUAUAGUGACUAUAAUAACUUUCGGUAUAACAAAUAUACAUGGCAUAUUCCGGGAUCAGGUUGUAUUCAGAUUCAACUUUCACAACCUUAUAUACUCAGUUCAAUGAGAAUGCUGCUUUGGGACCAGAGGGGCCUAUACUACCAUUACACUGUAGAAGCUUCUUUCGAUAACCAGGAAUGGGUAAUGAUCAUAAACAAUUCUAAGAAACGGACACAUGGUUGGCAAGUGUUACAUUUUAAACCCAGGCCGAUUGUAUUCAUUCGUAUUACCGGCAAGGACAAUCCAAAAUACUGGAUUUUUCAUUGUGUAUAUUUUGAGGCUCCCGCUCAAGUACCAUUAGAUUCCACCAACUUUGAUGACGGUCAUUGUGUAACACAUUAUUGGGAAGACAACGAAACAGAUAUUACCAUGACUGAUGCAUCGGGAAGUUGA